This is a messenger RNA of Metarhizium album ARSEF 1941, 1404 nucleotides long. RefSeq names its product Coiled-coil domain containing protein 109, C-terminal. Gene Ontology annotation, biological process: mitochondrial calcium ion homeostasis; calcium import into the mitochondrion. Lineage: Eukaryota; Fungi; Ascomycota; Sordariomycetes; Hypocreales; Clavicipitaceae. Gene Ontology annotation, cellular component: uniplex complex; mitochondrial inner membrane. Gene Ontology annotation, molecular function: calcium channel activity; uniporter activity. The coding region runs from base 1 to 1404 and encodes 467 amino acids. The record is from RefSeq and is a predicted model, not a curated record. The transcript has 2 exons.
AUGGGCCACUUCACGCGCGGCACACUCUUGGCCGUUUGGAAUGGCGCUCGGCCGGCCACUGUCACCUUCAACGGCCCGCAGGUAUACUGUUCGAGGGCUUCACUGUGGCCUAUGGACAUAUCUACUGGUCCUCGGUUCUCAAUUUCCAGCAAAAGGCACACAAGUCAAAGCAGUCCCCGAUACAAGACGCAAGCACGCGGCACAACACAGAGAAAUGUCGAUGACCGGCCGUGGCAUCGUGAGAGCAGUGCAUCGCUGCCCGAAUCAACCUCGCCAGACCCUACCGGAGGAGAUGAAACCAAAGGUCGUCUGCUGACUACUCCGACUCGGCUGCUCAAGCUCAUCCUCCCCAUUCCUUUUCACCCCGAACAAGAAUACAUCAAUUCUGACGAAUCCAAAACAAAGGAGCGGAAGAGGGGGUCGGUCGAGCCUCUGGCACUUCUCAUCCACCCGCAGCAGCCACUCUCCUACCUGGAGAGGCUCAUCCAGGCCGAAAUCCCACCUCUCCUGGUAAAGGAUGGCGAGAAGCUGCCUGAAAUUCUCUUCCGGGCCGAGGCAGACUACACAAGCGGCAACAAGAGUGGUGCGGGACAAAAUCCCAACAGCAACGGGUCCAAUGUUGCAUCCUACUCUGGUCUCGGGCGUGAGGGGCCAAGCAAAGGUGACACUCGCUGGGUCCGUUGGAGCGGAAGCACCGAGAUCGGCGAUUUCAUCAGGGACGCCGCUCGUGGUCGAGAGUUUUCCGUCACUAUCGAGGGACACUCCCAAGAGCUACGAGUCGCCGUGCCGAGCUUCAAGGACAGAACUCACUACAUGCGAAUGAGACUGCGGCGAAUGUCUCGGGACAUUGACCAGAUGGCAAGCGUGAAGCGAGAGUGCGAUCUGUUGGCGCACAAGGGUGCUCACGCACUCGCCAAGGGUGGUUUUGCAGCUUUGGCGACCUGGUGGGGAGUCGUUUACUAUGUGACAUUUCACACCGACAUGGGCUGGGACCUGGUCGAGCCCAUUACCUACCUCGCUGGACUGGCCAGUAUCAUGGGCGGGUAUCUGUGGUUCUUAUUCAUCAGUCGGGACUUGAGCUACAAGGCAGCUAUGAAUGUUACCGUCUCGAGACGGCAAAACGCUCUAUAUCAAGAACGAGGUUUCGAUCCAGCGAAAUGGGACCAGCUGGUGCAUGAUGCCAACGGCCUCCGAAGAGAGAUCAAGUUUGCCGCUACCGAGUAUGGCGUUGAGUGGGAUGAGAUGAGGGACUUGGGGGGCGAGGAAGUCAAGGAGGCAGUGGAAGAGGGGAAGAGUAGCAAGGAAAGGAAGCGGGAGCAGGAAGAGGAGGAUGAUGACGACGACCAUGAGGACCACGGCGGCGACCACGGCGGCCAAGGGCAUGGCCCCGGGCGUGAAAGCUAG